AGAAGACUGAGUGCUGAUUGGCUGCUGAGAGGGGCGUGCGGCUGUGACGUGUAGCGGAGAGGAAAGAUGGCGGCGGUGACCAGAGGCUCGUUCAGUGCGCUCAGAAGGCUGCUGAGUCAGCAGUACCGCUGCAGAUGUUUCCGGCUGCAGAACUUCAGACCUGAGCGGACUCUGCACACGCCCCCUUUCACAUGUGACAGGAACCUCCAGAUGCUCAGCAGCAGGACGCUGCACACUGCUGCCGUGAGUCGAGGACCCAUCGUCCAGUUCAAACUGUCAGACAUCGGAGAGGGGAUCAUGGAGGUGACGGUGAAGGAGUGGUACGUGAAGGAGGGCGACAAAGUUUCUCAGUUCGACAGCAUCUGUGAGGUUCAGAGCGACAAGGCGUCGGUCACCAUCACCAGCCGCUACGAUGGAGUCAUCAGGAAACUCUACUAUGACGUGGACGCCACCGCCUUGGUGGGAAAACCGCUGGUGGACAUUGAAACCGAGUCCGGCUCAGAGGUGAUCCAGGAGGAGGACGUGGUCGAGACACCGGCGAUGGCUCGAGAAGAACAUACCCACCAGGAGAUCAAAGGUCACAAGACCCAGGCCACGCCCGCCGUGAGACGCCUCGCCAUGGAGAACAACAUAAAGCUCAGUGAGGUGGUGGGGACCGGUAAAGAUGGACGGAUCCUGAAGGAGGACAUCCUGAACUUCCUGGCGAAGCAGACGGGAGCCAUCUUGCCUCCAACCCCGUUCCAGGAGAUCCAGACUCCGGGUCCGGCUCUGGCCCCAGGCUCCCGCGCCACCAGGCCCAUGAGCACUCCGGCAGUGACCAAACCUCCACCCACCACACCCAAACCCGUCUUCACCGGGAAGGACGUCACCGAGCCGCUGAAAGGUUUCCAUAAAGCGAUGGUGAAGACGAUGUCGGCGGCGCUGAAGAUCCCUCACUUUGGUUACUGUGACGAAGUCGACCUGAGCCGCCUGGUGGCUCUGAGAGCUGAACUCAGGUCUGUGGCUGAAGGUCGCGGUGUCAAACUGAGCUACAUGCCCUUCUUCAUCAAGGCUGCCUCCCUCGGCCUCCUCCACUUCCCCAUCCUGAACGCUUCGGUGGACGAAGGCUGCCAGAACAUCACCUACAAGGCGUCUCAUAACAUCGGCUUAGCCAUGGACACCAAUCAGGGUCUGCUGGUUCCGAACGUGAAGAACGUGCAGCUGCUCAGUGUGUUCGAGAUCGCUCAGGAGCUGAACCGGCUGCAGGCGCUGGGGUCCACCGGUCAGCUGGGAACCUCAGACCUGACUGGAGGAACCUUCACCCUGUCCAACAUCGGAUCAAUCGGGGGGACGUACGCCAAACCGGUGAUUCUCCCCCCUGAGGUCGCCAUCGGAGCGCUGGGAAAAAUCCAGGUGCUGCCUCGGUUUGGCGCCGGCGGUCAGGUGAUCCCGGCUCACAUCAUGAAGGUCAGCUGGUCAGCGGAUCAUCGCAUCAUCGACGGAGCCACCAUGUGUCGCUUCUCCAACCUGUGGAGGGAGUACCUGGAGAACCCAGCCAGCAUGGUGCUGGACCUCAAAUAGACUCAACAUUUCCCAUCAGCCCCGGGGAGAAUGGAGACGCCACACUAACUCUCACCCCCUCCCACCCCAACCCCGUCUUCCUGUUGGAGGCCUUCAAUCGCUGUUGUGUCCUCGUUGCCUUAGGGGGCGGGCUCAGCCUGUCAAUCAUGUU
Molecule: messenger RNA, 1711 nt
Organism: Lates calcarifer (barramundi perch)
Lineage: Eukaryota; Metazoa; Chordata; Actinopteri; Centropomidae
Gene: dbt
Product: dihydrolipoamide branched chain transacylase E2
Cellular component (GO): cytoplasm; mitochondrion
Molecular function (GO): lipoic acid binding; acetyltransferase activity
Source: RefSeq, a predicted model, not a curated record